Anastrepha ludens (Mexican fruit fly) is the source of this 2601-nucleotide messenger RNA. RefSeq lists its product as uncharacterized. The transcript has a single exon. Gene Ontology annotation, molecular function: nucleic acid binding. Bases 1 to 2601 code for a protein of 866 amino acids. The record is from RefSeq and is a predicted model, not a curated record. Gene Ontology annotation, biological process: DNA integration. NCBI's taxonomy places the organism in Eukaryota, Metazoa, Arthropoda, Insecta, Diptera, Tephritidae.
AUGCUUGCACUGGAUAUAAUCGAGCCAGUGUCGGGACCCACAUCGUGGAUUUCACCAAUAGUGAUCGUCUUCAAAGAAGGGGGCGAAAUGAGACUGUGCAUCGAUAUGCGCAGGGCAAAUCAAGCCGUAUUACGCGAGAAUUAUCCACUCCCCACCUUUGAGGUAUUUAUGACCAAACUAAGAGGAGCCAAAUUCUUUUCAAGAAUUGACCUGAAAUGGGCAUACCACCAGUUAGAGUUGCACAAGUCCAGUCGCCACAUCACGACGUUUAUCUCACACAAGGGCGUUUUUCAGUACAAGAGACUGAUGUUUGGAAUAAACUCAGCUCCUGAAAUAUUUCAACGCGUGAUAGAAAAGCUUUUAUGCUCGUGCAAAAACGCACUAAAUUACAUAGAUGAUAUCAUCAUAUUCGGAAGAACAGAGCUGGAACACGAUGAAGCCGUCAAAAAAGUGGUAGACGUAUUCAAAAACAACAAUCUCCUACUGAAUGAAGCGAAAUGUGUGUGGAAGGUAAGGCAACUCAAGUUUCUUGGCCAUUUGAUAUCCGAUGGGGGCAUCGCACCAGAUCCUAGUAAAGUCCAGACGAUCAGGGAUUUUCGGGCUCCACAAUCAAAGGAAGAGUUGAGGAGUUUCUUAGGGUUGGUAACGUACGUAGGCAAAUUCAUCCCCGAUCUCGCCAGCACGACUGAAUCGCUAAGAUGUUUAUUGAAACUAAAUUGCAAGUUCACUUGGGGUGAACCCCAAAAAGAUGCGUUCAACAAACUAAAACUCGCACUCUCUGAGAUACCUAAGUUGGCAUAUUUUGACCCUAACAAAAAAACGCGGGUCAUAGCGGACGCUAGUCCAGUUGCGCUAGGCGCGGUAUUGUUGCAAACCGAUCUCGCUGGCGAAGCCCAAGUCAUAUCAUUCGCAAGUAAAAGUCUUUCAGACACAGAGAAGCGAUACUCUCAAACGGAAAAAGAGAGUCUGGCACUGGUGUGGGCGGUCGAGAGGUAUUACUAUUACCUGAUGGGGUUGGAAUUCGAGCUAGUCACUGACCAUAAGCCGCUAGAGACAAUCUUCAAGCCGACGUCGAAACCACCUGCUAGGAUAGAGAGGUGGCUCCUUCGGUUACAGCCUUUCAAAUUUAAGGUCAUAUAUCGGCCAGGCAAAGAGAAUAUUGCAGACUCCGUGUCAAGGCUCUGCAAAGUCGUGAAUGCAAGCACUUUUGACAACGACCACAACCAUAACAUUUUUCACAUUGUCGAGAGCUCCAUACCUUCAGCUAUGGGAAUAUGCGAGAUUGCGAAGGAAAGUACCAAGGAUCAGGAAUUGGUAAAUGCUGCAUCAUACGUGAAAGAUGGCUUGUGGGAGACGGACAAAACUAGCACGUUUUAUCCAUUCCGGUACGAAUUGUCAGCGGUAGGCGACAUCUUACUUCGAGGCACUCGAAUCGUUAUACCAAAAACCUUAAGAGAGCAAACGCUACAGCUGGCCCAUGAAGGACAUCCGGGGGAAUCGGCCAUGAAGCGGAGAUUACGGUCCAAAGUGUGGUGGCCAUUAAUAGACAGAGAUGCGGAAUCAUUUGUGAAAAGAUGCGUAGAUUGCUUACUAGUUUCUCAGCCAAAUAAACCAGCACCAAUGCAAAGGCACUCGUUCCCGAAUGGACCAUGGCAAUGCGUGGCCACUGAUCUUCUCGGUCCACUCCCAAAUGAUGAAUACGUAUUGGUAUUGAUCGACUAUUAUUCCCGAUAUCAAGAGGUCAAGUUCACUAAAAGAAUUACAUCUGAAGUCAUAAUUUCCAUUCUGCGAGAAAUUUUUAGUCGGUUGGGGAUACCAAAUUCAUUAAGAGCGGACAACGGCCGGCAGUUUGUGAGCGCGGAGUUUAAGAGUUUCUGUCAAACCCACAACAUGGAACUAAUCACAACCCCUCCAUACUGGCCGCAGGCUAAUGGAGAGGUCGAAAAUAUGAACCGCUCGUUAGUGAAACGGUUAAUAAUAGCACACAACAACAAAAGAGACUACAAGAAGGAAAUUCAGGACUUUACGCUCAUGUACAAUGUUACCCCUCACGGUACAACUGGGACAUCACCAUCUGAACUUUUGUUCAACCGCGUUAUCAGAGAUAAGAUCCCGGGGAUACAAGACUUGACAGGCGAUAUGCUGGAUUCAGCGGCCAGAGACUUAGACAUGAUCAACAAAUGGAAGGGGAAAGAGAAGGCAGAUACGAAGCGCGGAGUGAAAGAACCUGAUAUUGAAGUGGGAGAUAAAGUGCUUCUACGAAAUGUUAUAUUCCCACACAAACUCACACCAACGUUCGAUCCAACGGAGUAUGUAGUAAAGGAAGUGAAUGGAAACGAGGUGACGAUAGCGGCGAAUGGGAAGUCGUUGAGAAGAAACAUAAGCCAUGUAAAAAGACUGCCGGUUACCAAAAACGCUAAUCCUUCUGUUUCAGGAGAACACCAAAACGCCGCAGGAUUAACCACACCGGUUACUACCACGACAACAGUACCAGCGAAGGUCGCAAGUGACAUGGUUCCACAAAGCGAGGCGUCGUCAGCAAGACCGCAUAAGGCUGUAACAGUUUCAUCAUCAACAAUUCCUACUGCCUCAAAUUCAUAG